Messenger RNA from Pistacia vera, 1170 nucleotides. RefSeq names its product delta(7)-sterol-C5(6)-desaturase-like. The record is from RefSeq and is a predicted model, not a curated record. Lineage: Eukaryota; Viridiplantae; Streptophyta; Magnoliopsida; Sapindales; Anacardiaceae. The transcript is spliced from 3 exons. Gene Ontology annotation, molecular function: oxidoreductase activity; iron ion binding. The coding region runs from base 142 to 963 and encodes 273 amino acids. Gene Ontology annotation, biological process: lipid biosynthetic process.
GUGUUCGCUAAUAAGAAUCUCUGAACCAAAACAAAACAAAUACAAAAACAAAAUUUCCUCCAACUCAUUUCUGUCGCCUCUUUCUUCUCUCUCUCUAAAUCUCCGGCUCUUUAUUCUGACCCGCCGGAAAAAAAGUCAUCAAUGGGGGACGAUUACUUGCAACUCUUUGUGGACGAGACCACUUUCUAUAACCGCAUUGUGUUGCGCUUCUUGUUGCCCUCUUCUUUGUGGGAACCGCUCCCGCAUGUCCUUCAAACUUGGCUUCGUAACUACCUUGCUGGCUCUCUUCUUUACCUCAUUUCCGGAUUCUUGUGGUGCUUCUACAUCUACUACUACAAACGCCACGUUUAUGUCCCCAAAGAUGCCAUCCCUUCUAGAAAGGCCAUGCUAUUGCAAAUAUAUGUUGCCAUGAAAGCCAUGCCUUGGUACUGUGCCCUUCCAACUCUUUCAGAGUACAUGGUUGAAAAUGGGUGGACUAAGUGUUUCUCUAGAGUAAGCGAUGUUGGUUGGCUUGGCUACCUGGUGUAUCUAGCCGUUUAUCUUGUAUUUGUGGAAUUUGGGAUUUAUUGGAUGCAUAGAGAGUUGCAUGACAUAAAAUUUUUGUACAAGCAUCUUCAUGCAACCCACCACAUCUACAACAAGCAGAAUACUCUUUCUCCAUUUGCUGGUUUGGCAUUUCACCCACUAGAUGGUAUACUGCAGGCAGUGCCACAUGUUAUAGCACUCUUCAUAAUACCAACCCAUUUUACCACUCAUAUAGGGCUAUUAUUCCUUGAGGCUAUAUGGACUGCAAACAUUCAUGAUUGCAUCAACGGCAAGCUAUGGCCUGUGAUGGGUGCUGCCUACCACACCAUUCACCACACCACAUACCGUCAUAAUUAUGGCCAUUAUACCAUAUGGAUGGAUUGGAUGCUUGGAACCCUUCGCGAUCCCAUUGACGAUGUUGGUGGGAAAAUGAUGUGAUAUGCAUUUGCUAACCUUGAAUCAUCUUGGAAAAUAUCUGAUGUUUAUCUUUUGGUUAGACUUGCUGUUUGAUUGGUUUUUGUUCUAUGUAUGUGAUCUUUUGCAUGUAAAUCAUGUUGAUUGUAUUGUUCUUUAGUGUCCAUGACUACAAAGUUGGUGUUAGAGAAGAAAUAAGCUUUUCCGGUGCCAAGGGGAGGCUUCUACCCC